Molecule: messenger RNA, 867 nt
Organism: Paracoccidioides brasiliensis Pb18
Product: NADH-ubiquinone oxidoreductase 30.4 kDa subunit, mitochondrial
Exons: 3
Coding region: 1-867 (288 amino acids)
Molecular function (GO): NADH dehydrogenase (ubiquinone) activity
Source: RefSeq, a predicted model, not a curated record
AUGGCGUCCGCAAGGCCUGUCAUGCGUCUGGGGAGCAGCCGCUCCCUGGUUGCCGCUACCAGACCCCCAUCCGUUUGCUUCUUCUCCGCAGUGGCCCCUUUACAGCAGGCAAAGGUUGUGUCCAACACAAACACACCCAAUAUGCGGGAAGCGCCUCGCCCAUCUGUUGGCGAACUCCACCGUGCCGUCGUCAAUCCCGUUGACAAAUAUGCCGAAAAAUCCUCAGCCCUACACAAAUACGGCCAAUACCUCAUAUCCUGUCUCCCCAAAUACAUCCAACAGUUCUCCGUCUGGAAGGACGAGCUGACUAUAUAUGUCCCUCCGUCCGGAAUCAUUCCGGUUUUCACUUUCCUCAAACAACACACCGCGGCGGAAUAUACUCAAGUCUCCGAUAUUACCGCUGUCGACUUCCCCACCCGCGACCAGCGCUUCGAGGUCGUGUACAAUCUUCUCAGCGUGCGCCACAACUCGCGGAUACGCGUCAAGACCUACGCAGACGAAGCUACCCCCGUCCCAAGCAUCACCGGUCUGUACGAUGGAGCGUUGUGGUACGAGCGCGAGGUAUAUGACAUGUUCGGCGUGUUUUUUGUUGGGCACCCGGACCUCCGGCGGAUCAUGACGGAUUAUGGAUUUGAUGGCCAUCCCCUAAGAAAGGAUUUCCCAUUGACGGGAUACACAGAAAUUAGAUAUGACGAGGAGAAGAAGAGAAUAGUCGUUGAGCCAUUGGAAUUGACCCAGGCCUUCAGGAAUUUUGAAGGCGGAACUUCUGCGUGGGAACAAAUUGGAGAGGGUAUCGACAAGAAGCCAAGCGAAUUCAAAUUGCCUACUCCAAAACCUGAAGAAAAAAAGGAGGAACCUAAAAAGUAG